CCUCCCUAUUUGCUGCGAAGGAGACAAGGAAACAAGGAAACAAGGGAAUUUGCUGCUUUAUUGAUCUGAUUCUCGGCUGAAAAGGGAAGACACAUUGGUAUGCCGCAAAUGCAGCCAGUAUUUGAUGACAAAAGAGGGAAUAAAUAGACAUAGAUGACUGAGAUCACUUUAUUGUGCCACAAAGUCUACUAAGAAAGACCAUUCAAUCAUUUUUUAUCAAGAUGUCUAUGUCUGCAGUGUAUGUCCUUGACCUAAAGGGAAAGAAUCUUAUAUCCCGUAAUUACCGUGGAGACAUUGAUUUUGGUAUAAUUGAAAAGUUUUUGCCACUUGUCCUGGAAAGAGAAGAAGAAGAGGCAACUUCUCCAAUUAUUGUUCAUGGAGAUGUUACAUUUGUGUAUAUUAAAAAUAAUAACCUAUAUAUUGUUGCCACAACAAAGACAAAUGCUAAUGUUGCCCUGAUUUUUGUCUUUCUGCAUAGGUUAGUUCAGGUGUUUGUAGACUACUUUCGAGAACUAGAAGAGGAAAGUAUCAGAGACAACUUUGUUUUGAUUUAUGAGUUGAUGGACGAGCUUAUGGACUUUGGCUAUCCCCAAAGCACAGAGACCAAGAUCUUACAAGAAUAUAUUACACAGCAAGGCCAGAAACUAGAAGCUGCGCCCAAACCACCACCGGCUCUAACUAAUGCAGUCUCCUGGAGAUCAGAAUCAAUCAAGUAUCGAAAGAAUGAAGUUUUUUUGGAUGUUAUCGAAUCUGUCAACCUGCUCGUUGGUGUUUCUGGAAAUGUAUUAAAGAGUGAAAUUGUUGGUUCCGUUAAAAUGAAGUGUUACCUGUCCGGUAUGCCAGAGUUGAGGCUCGGUUUAAAUGAUAAAGUACUGUUUGAAAACACUGGAAGAUCAAAAAGCAAGUCCGUGGAGCUUGAGGAUGUUAAGUUCCACCAAUGUGUGCGACUGUCAAGGUUCGAAAACGACCGCACUAUAUCCUUUAUUCCCCCUGAUGGUGAAUUCGAGCUAAUGGGUUACAGGCUUAGUACUCACGUGAAGCCAUUGAUCUGGAUUGAGUCCGUCAUUGAGAGGCACCCACAUUCUAGAGUAGAGUACAUGAUCAAGGCAAAAAGUCAGUUUAAGAAACGGUCGACUGCAAACAAUGUCGAAAUUGUUAUCCCUGUCCCAGAUGAUGCCGACUGCCCCAAGUUCAAGACUACCAUUGGGAAUGUCAAAUAUGCUCCUGAGCAGUCAUCGGUUAUUUGGACAAUCAAGUCAUUCCAGGGUGGAAAGGAGUACUUAAUGAGAGCACACUUCGGACUGCCAAGUGUCCUUUCAGAGGAAUCUGAAGGUCGUCCGCCCAUUUCAGUCAAGUUUGAAAUCCCAUACUUCACUGUUUCUGGUAUUCAAGUUAGAUAUCUGAAGAUUAUUGAAAAAAGUGGUUACCAGGCCCUGCCUUGGGUACGGUAUAUUACCCAGAAUGGAGAAUACACUCUCAGAACUUUAUAAUGAGGGAACUGAGGAAAGCUACAAUUCCGAAAUAUUGCCACGAAGGAUCGAAAUUAUGAAAGAUCUUAUACCGGAAAUGAUGAACAAACAUUUAUUAAUUGUCAAUUCUCAAUUGAUGGAUUUUGAUUCUGUAGCUUUGGAUUAAAAAUAAGUGGAUUAUUUCUGUAGAUGCCAUGUAUAACUGUGUCGACAGACGAUUUCAAUCUUUUGGUA
Molecule: messenger RNA, 1703 nt
Organism: Rhopilema esculentum
Lineage: Eukaryota; Metazoa; Cnidaria; Scyphozoa; Rhizostomeae; Rhizostomatidae
Product: AP-1 complex subunit mu-1
Biological process (GO): vesicle-mediated transport; intracellular protein transport
Cellular component (GO): clathrin adaptor complex
Source: RefSeq, a predicted model, not a curated record